AUGAAGACUGUACACAAACAGCUACACAGCACCAGACGUGGUUCACGACACGAGCACUACCACCUAUCGGCCUUCUUCAGGUUCUGGUACCGACGACUACUUACCAAUACAUCUGCGAGCGCCUCGCUCGCAGCACUGAUCAUACUCGUCCUCGGACUAGCAUUCUGGCCCAAGCAAAGUACGUUACGACCAACUCGACGCUGCCAGUCACUUGAAUUUGACAGCAACACUUCGUCGGCAAGCGACAAUACCUCAAAUUUAUACCACCCUUUCGCACCUAUCACCCUAGACAAUUCGAAUCUUGCUGCCUACCGUCAGCCAGAUGUGAUCGAUACCUUCGCCAAUUACAAAUUUCGCCAGCAUCCAAGAUGCAACAUCUCGUCCCUCAGUCUACACAAGCCCUUUUCACCUCUAUGUCCAGACCGACAAUCCUUCCUGCGAGCCUUCUCUGGUGGCGGCCGCAUAGGCUUCGAUGCACCAUACAUGCCCCGCGACUGCGAUAUGAGAUGGUACUCAACCGAAGAAGUCUGCGAAAUAUUCAGCCGGUUCGAAAAAGUCAUCGUCGUAGGAGACAGCCUGAUCAGACACGUCGUCGGUGCUCUGAAUGUACUACUACGAAAAGACCUAGGAUACGGUGCGGUUACAGGAUGGAAUUUCGGGGAAGAGGAGAGCCAGAAGUGUUUCUGUACGCAUCAGAUGGACGUUAAAGCGUGUUCGGUUCAGGGUAUAUACAGGACGAGUGAUGUGCUACUUCACGAUCCUGAUUCUUUCGCUUGUCCUCACGGGUUGGUUAGGACGGCUGACGGGAAGCAGGAGAUGGCUUCGCCUGUUAAUCUCGUGGUUGAGUUGAUGUUGAAGUUCCCGCUUGAUCCAACUGAGUUGAAGAGGCUGCAGAACCUGCUUCCGAAAGAGAGGCCGAAGAAACCGAUCGCGUUUGCUUUUGGGCAUGGCUUGUGGAAUGACAUGGACCUGCAGGCCACCGUGAAUUGGCUUCAGGGUAUCCUUGAUGCUAUGUAUGAAGCUGCGCCGUACCUGCGACCAGAAAACCUGCCAAGGGAAGGUUCUUCAAAUGUCGCGGAGGAAGGAGUUGCUGAAGCGCGCGGACAACCACUUGCACACGUCCUCUUCGUUACUCCUUCAGCAGCUGGCGUCCUGAAGCCUGACCAGUGGAUCUUGACCCAAGGUGACAAAGCACUUCAAGUGUUCGAAACGAGCAUGCACAAUCUUAUCCAUCAAGAAGAUGGGAGGUUCUUCGGCAAGGGAGUCGAGCAUUUGGGCACGUGGAACAUGAGUAUUCAGAUGGACAAGUGGGAUGGUGUGCAUCUGAACCUGAGAGGCAAUCUGCUGAAAGCGAUGGGCUUGGUUAACUGGCUGGGUGGUAUUGAGGUUGAGAAGUGGUGA
Messenger RNA from Lithohypha guttulata, 1401 nucleotides. RefSeq lists its product as uncharacterized. Bases 1 to 1401 code for a protein of 466 amino acids. The transcript has a single exon. NCBI's taxonomy places the organism in Eukaryota, Fungi, Ascomycota, Eurotiomycetes, Chaetothyriales, Trichomeriaceae. The record is from RefSeq and is a predicted model, not a curated record.